AUGGAUUCUGAUGAAGCGGAGAAUAGCCAGAACUAUUAUCGGGUCCAUGAUUAUUCACUCCACGCUUUACCUCCAUCCUCUACGUUUCACCCGGGCAACUCGAACAAAUCCUUCAAAACUUCCAAUACAAUAUUACAAUGCGCCAACACCUCGGACGUUUCACGAUCGCCGACAUCAAUGCAAGCCAACUUGAAGAGUAAAAUUCCAUACGAUACUUUUGGAGAGACUGCAAUCGAGAGGAUUUACUCCGAAUUUCGGUUUCUCGAUGAUUGUAAUUCGCCUUCCUCGUCGGGACAGGCUAUUCUCAAGCCUCGUGCAGGCACCCCCGAAGAUCGGCCGCGCUGUGGCUCCUUAAUGAAGCGAUUCGCUAUUGGAACAGGUCCGGUCGUUCAAAUCGUAAUGGCGCUCGGCUACUUAUUCUUUGCGACGCUGCGCUACGCCGAUCUCUUCCAGGAACGAGCUAUUUCAAAUCUGCUACUUGAUUUGAAUAAGCCAGAGGAUUUUGCCGCGACUACGGAUGAAGGGGCCACAAUAAUCAAGUUAAGGGCAGGAACUUCAUUAGUGGUGCCCUCAUUUCUGCAAAUAGGAUCAGCAUUGCUUGGCUUUUGGCCCUUAGCCAGCCGACAAAGACAAGGAAUGAUGAUUGGACACAUUGCGUUAUCAUCACUCGCAAUACUAUUUUGGUUUGAUGCGCUAAAUAGUGGCGCUCUGGAGCUAAACAUACGAUAUGUACAGCUCGGACAGACGAUCGGUCGCGACGAAUCUAUCGUAUAUUUGAUCGUUGCUAUUCUGCUGUAUUUUCAGGUCCUUUAUAUGCCCACAAUAACUAUGGGAUUUACGAUGAUUAGCUUGUUUACUAAAUGGCGUUUCAGAAGGAGUUCGGGCCCAUCAUUUGGUGUAGUCGUGACGGGCCUUGUCAUCGCCAUACUCGCUGCUGCAGCUGUGUCAACGGCUGUAUACGCCGCUUCCAGGUCACUGACCAACAUUGACGAGUGGCCUGCUAAUACUGCGGGAAAUCCUGGAGCACUCUACGCGUUCGGCUUAUUGGAGGCAAUAGUUGGAGCGUAUAUUGUAAGCGCAAGUUGGAGCUCACUAUUAUGCAUCACGAUUCAUUCAAAACGUCUCUUCCCAAUGGCAAUCUUGCUCAACGCGACUUGCUUGCUAGUUCUAUUGGUCCACAUUUUGACCCCAUCACGCCUAUUGUCAGUUCCGCAUGCUAUCCGUGUGCUAAUCGGUAUUCCAAAAAGCUAUCCGGUUAGCCACGCCUGCAUCUUGAUCCUCUACGGAACUGAAGUUGCCUUGGCAAUAAUGAUGAUGGUCCAGUUUAUCCUAUCGUUCGCUCAGAUUGAGACAGAAACCGGAGGUGGCUCACGUUCGACCGACGACGCUACUGAUUGCUCUCAAUUG
Molecule: messenger RNA, 1407 nt
Organism: Mesorhabditis spiculigera
Lineage: Eukaryota; Metazoa; Nematoda; Chromadorea; Rhabditida; Rhabditidae
Source: the annotation of a GenBank genome assembly